Molecule: messenger RNA, 748 nt
Organism: Solea senegalensis (Senegalese sole)
Lineage: Eukaryota; Metazoa; Chordata; Actinopteri; Pleuronectiformes; Soleidae
Product: integral membrane protein 2A-like
Exons: 4
Coding region: 209-748 (179 amino acids)
Biological process (GO): negative regulation of amyloid precursor protein biosynthetic process
Cellular component (GO): extracellular exosome; Golgi apparatus; plasma membrane
Molecular function (GO): amyloid-beta binding
Source: RefSeq, a predicted model, not a curated record
AGUGUAGUUUGAAUCCGCGUCUGUUUGUGUGCAGACAUCUUUAAUCCCCGUCCGGUCACCGGAAGCGCCAGAUAAAGCCGAGGCUGCAAAGUGCGUCACAGAGCGGACCUGUGUGUGGACAACCGACGCAGCUUCAGCACCGACACCGUCAACCUCCACUUCUCUGCGCGCACAAGCAAUUCCGUCUGUUUGGUUGUUCGGCUCCACCAUGGUGAAGAUCGCCUUCAACUCGGCUCUGGCGCAGAAGGCGCUGGGUAAAGAGGCGACAGUCGCCGGGGAGAAGGACCCUGAGCUGGCCUCUUCUCCAGCGAUCAACGGCUCCACAGGUCGCUGUCUUCUUACCCUGCUGGGCAUUGCCUUCAUCCUCAGUGGCCUCAUCGUGGGGGGAGCGUGUCUUUAUCGAUAUUUCACCCCAAAGAGGCUGUAUCAUGGCGCCAUGCAGUACAAUGAAGUGCCAGCCGAGGCUUUUGGAGAGAGCCAGCCGUACUACCUGCCCCGCGUGGAGGAGGAGGUGGAGAUCUCUGACAACAUGGCCGUCAUCAGCGUCCCCCCUCCCCGCUUCAGACCUGGUGACCCUGCAUACAUCCUUCAUGACUUCAACAGGAAGCUGACAGCAUAUCUGGACCUGACUCUGAGGACCUGCUUUGUGAUUCCUCUCAACACCUCGGUGGUGCUUCCUCCUCAGGACCUCAUUGACCUCUUCUCACAGCUGAUGGUGAGUGGUCAGCUUGUGUCCUCAGGGUGCUAA